AUUUUGUCCAUGCAUUCGUCAGGCUCGGAAAGAACAGGGCACGAUUGAGACACAGAAUUGUCCAAACUUAUGGUAGAAGCGGAAGAACCAUUAUUGGACUGCUGUAUUAAAUAUAUUGAGUAUAUAUGCACAAAUUAGAAACUCACCUCAAUCAAACUCUCCAAACAACACGGCAAGGCAGUAGAAAACUGUAUACAAAAACAAAAAAAAAUAUGAACCACACGGCUGAGCUGCCGGACCCGGGUCUGCUGGAGUUGAGGGCUCUGGACGGAAAAAAGUUACAACUUCUCCAAAUUUUGGAAUGGCUUGAGGCCAACGACCCAAAAUUUGCAGAUCUGCUGCCGGCCAGCAAUGAGUCCUCUGUUCCUAGCACAAGGGUGCUGGACUGGCUGAGGACAUUCAACCCAGAGAAAGAUCUCCUCGACAAUGUUUGGCUGAAGAGGGCCACCAACUCGAGGGACUUUAGACUUUUGAUAAAACGUAUCAAGAAAGAACCCCCGUAUGAAGAAUAUUUUGCAACAGUUAUCGCCAAACGAGGCGACGGUUAUGACAGCAAGAUGGAGGACAUGGACAAAAGUGAUGAAAUGGAUGUCGAGGUUGAAGCUGAUUCUCUAUUUCUUGAAGAUGAGGGAUUAGCUUAUCGAGUCCUUGGGAUCAAAUCGCCAUUUAAAUGUAUGGAUUGCACCAUGACGAAAUGUACUCCGAUAGAACCUGCGAUUCAAUUCAGCUUCUCGCCAACCACGCUGGCGAAAUUGUUUACUCUGCUUGUGGACGAUCGGAAAUUGAGGCUGGAUAAUAUUUUAGUGUUAGGAAGUGGAAUUGGCAGUGUGACAUUUUGUACGCACCUAUUUGUCAAAGAUUGUAAGAAAAUAAUUUCUUGUGAGUGGGCUCCAGACCAGUGCGAGUUGCAGAGAAGGGUUGUAGAAAAGCAUGGGAUGGGUGAUAAGGUGACCGUUUGCACUGGUUUAUUACCUGGUGACGUUGGAAUAAUAAAAUCGAUGGACUUGGUAAUUUUGUGUGAACGAGUGUUAAGUGCUGAUGAUAAACAGAGGGAGACGAUAUUUACAACGCUGAGGAAUAGUAUGAAAUCGGGAGCGAUAUUAAUAUUGUAUAAACGAUUAGAAGAUUAUUUACUGUUGUUUGCUUCUGGGGACAAAGAGGAACUUGGGGAAGAAUGUAAAAUGCAUAAUUACUCACAAUUUGUAAACUGGUUAGUAUUAGAACAUGAGCUAGAUUUUAUGAAUGGAGAGCAUUGUUAUUAUCAUGUGUAUAAAGUUUUAUGAAAUAACAAAUCAAAACUGAUUCAAUAAAA
Messenger RNA from Folsomia candida, 1312 nucleotides. RefSeq lists its product as uncharacterized. NCBI's taxonomy places the organism in Eukaryota, Metazoa, Arthropoda, Collembola, Entomobryomorpha, Isotomidae. The transcript is spliced from 3 exons. The coding region runs from base 126 to 1283 and encodes 385 amino acids. The record is from RefSeq and is a predicted model, not a curated record.